Messenger RNA from Salvia splendens (bonfire salvia), 1400 nucleotides. RefSeq names its product transcription factor LRL1. The record is from RefSeq and is a predicted model, not a curated record. Bases 253 to 1110 code for a protein of 285 amino acids. Gene Ontology annotation, molecular function: DNA-binding transcription factor activity, RNA polymerase II-specific; protein dimerization activity; RNA polymerase II cis-regulatory region sequence-specific DNA binding. Gene Ontology annotation, biological process: regulation of transcription by RNA polymerase II. Lineage: Eukaryota; Viridiplantae; Streptophyta; Magnoliopsida; Lamiales; Lamiaceae. The transcript has 9 exons. Gene Ontology annotation, cellular component: nucleus.
UGCAGCUCAAUAUCCCGUACCCUGCACGAAAUAGUAUAGUACUAUAGCACGCACUCCGCUCAUUUUAGCAACGACAAGGUCAUCACCAUUGUUACCUUCUUACCUCCUCCACCAAAUUUCUGGAGAUUUAAUCAAAAUUUUGCAUACGGAACGAAAGUAUGGAAUCAGGCGCCUUUAUUGUAGAUCAUCGUCUCCAAAAGCUAUAUUCAACCGAUAUUGACUUUCUCUUAAACAUUCAAUAGAGCCUGGAAAAUGGAAGAACAAAAUCACAAAAAUUAUUUGCAGUUUUCGCCACUGGCAUUGGAUUGGCUAGCAAGUAAUGCAUUUGGUUCACAUAGUAACUUUGACUCUGAUCAGCACUAUAUCAUGGCAGAAGGGACUGGGUCCUGUCAGUGGAUGCAUUCCCAGCCAAAACCUCAAAAUUAUGUUCCGUUUCUUUCAGAGACAGGGCACGCUGAAAUCCAGAAACAAAAGGCAUAUGAUGUUUCAGCACAAUGUCCUACUUUGCGAUUACCAUACCCUUCUCAAUUGGAAGAGUACAUGAGGCUGCAUAAUGGCGGAGAAUUUGUGACCUCGGUGACUGGCUUGGAAGAACUUGGUGUAGAGGAACUGAAGUUGAAUGAAGAGUUUAGUCAUGCUUUUGAAACUUAUUCACGUGCUGCUGCAUCCAAAGAUCCUUCUAAACUCCACAGGAAAAGAUCAAGAGAGAGAUCUUAUGCCACUGAUCGUAUUCGCAAAUUGAGGAUAUCACAUUGGCUAGAUGCUUUACAAGAAUUGGUUCCGUCGCCAGAAGGGGUUGGUCAAGCAGCGUUGCUGGAUGGGGUGAUUGACCAUAUCAAGUAUUUGCAGUAUCAAAUGAAGGAUCUAUGUCGGAACCGAUUGGGAAGUGGAUCAACUUCUAAUUCUGUUAUUUUCCUUGAGGGACAUGGGCAUUACUUUCUUCAGGAUCAGAUGCUCAAUGGUCCUCUGGAAGAGAUGAUAGGGAAGUUGAUAAGGGAUUAUCCUUCGGCAGCUACCGAACUGCUGCAGAGUAGAGGUCUUAUCGUGUUGCCUAUGACUUUUGCAGAAGGAUUACUUGAAUCUAUGGGCAUGCUGGAUAUACAAGGUUGAUUCUCAGUUAUUUAACCUCAGACAUUGUGAUUGAUCUUCUUUUCUACCAGUACCUCUUAUGACAUACAAGUUAAAGUUUGUGCCAACUAAUAAUCAAAUGCAUCAAAUUCUCAAGGUGAUGUCCUAUUACCUAAUAUUCUAGGGCUCGUGGAGUAUAUCAAAAUCUCAUAUUGGAAGAUCUCUGACUCUUGUCAUUCAUUCAGGGGUUUCUAUUUUCAUUUCUCAUUCUGUUAUUACUUUAUGCCUUCAUGUUACUUUAUUAAACUAUCUUCAUACUUCUUCUGUGAAAA